Molecule: messenger RNA, 969 nt
Organism: Geosmithia morbida
Lineage: Eukaryota; Fungi; Ascomycota; Sordariomycetes; Hypocreales; Bionectriaceae
Exons: 4
Coding region: 1-969 (322 amino acids)
Source: RefSeq, a predicted model, not a curated record
AUGGGUCUUCCCCACAUGGAUCUCCAGACUUUCCAGGUCAUCCCGAGACUUUUGACGGUUCUGGACUCGAGUCUAAAUGCCGACGUGAUGGGACCGAAUGAUCUGGUCGAUUACGUGAUCGAGCCGGCAGGAGCAGCUUCUGCCAACCCGACCGAUACGAAAGACCACGGUCUACGAUUUACAAACGAGGAGUGGAACGGUAGCAUCACAAACCACCAGGCCUUUGCCCUGACUUGGAACGAGAGCAUAGCCAAUGAUCAGGGCAAUCUGAGGCUCUUCAGAAUCUGGUAUCCCGAGAAUGGUGUCAUGUCAUUUGAGCCGGUCUCGAACCUGACGGACUCCAUGGAUGAAAAAUCGUGCGUGUGGACCCCAGAGGGGCUCUCGGAUGACAACCUAUACACCCUGUGGGUGACGAGGGAGACGGAAGACGGCGAGUCGCACUGGGCAAUAUCACCUCCUUGGAAGCCCCUGAACGAAAAGAGACAAGAAGCCAGCAAGGUCCGAUGGCGCAACUCUGUCGGCAUCCCCGUCGUCGUCGUCCUCGCCGUAUACUUCAUAUCCCUGACGACAUGUCUCCUCUACCGCCGCCGGAGGAAGGCCAAGAAGGCCGAGAAGGACCAGGCCGGCGGCGACAAGAGGUCGGCCAGCAUGCUGGGCCCCUUCCCCCCCGAGGAUGACGCCGACCGCCACCCAUCAGUCAGCUCUGUCGGCACCGCCCAGACGCUCACCCCGGACGACGACGACCUGAUGAUGAAGAAGGUCGUCGAGAAGCAUCAGUGCCGGCACCCCUACAUAAUCAGGAACCCACAGCAGCCCCCGCUCAUAAACCCUGAGAUAGCAUGGAAUAGGGUCAUCUGGAGGAAGGAGUCGCUUGCCGAGCCGCCUGUGCCCAUGCCCAUGCCUAUGCUUCACGGGACGCCGGGGUUCGGCGACUGGGAUUUUCGGGUGCCCAUCGGGCAGGCGAGGUGA